Molecule: messenger RNA, 918 nt
Organism: Drosophila innubila
Lineage: Eukaryota; Metazoa; Arthropoda; Insecta; Diptera; Drosophilidae
Product: serine protease 1-like
Exons: 2
Coding region: 39-866 (275 amino acids)
Biological process (GO): proteolysis
Molecular function (GO): serine-type endopeptidase activity
Source: RefSeq, a predicted model, not a curated record
UCAAUGGAUUAUCAAUCGUGUUUCCACAACCGAUCAUCAUGAAAGUGUUCAUUGUUCUGGCUCUAGCUAUUGCCUCCGUCUCCGCUGGCGUCAUGCCACAGGAUGUCCCAAUGCAUCCUCGUGACAUGCCCGCAAAGCCCUCAAUCGAGGGUCGCAUCACCAACGGCUACAACGCCCUGGAGGGUCAGUUCCCAUAUCAGGUGGGACUAAGCUUCUCCAGCUCCAGCGGUGGCUGGUGGUGCGGUGGCUCCAUCAUUUCCAACCAGUGGGUGCUGACUGCUGCUCACUGCACCUCCGGUGCCCAAUCUGUGACCGCCUACUUCGGUGCCGUCAUGCGCACCAACGCGAAGCUCACUUACACUGUUAGCAGCGCCAACUUUAGACAGCACGCCAGCUACAACCCGAGCACACUUGCCAACGACAUCUCUCUGAUCCAAACACCUGCUGUGGGCUUCACCUACUACAUCAACAAGGUCGCUUUGCCAGCUUUGGCGAACAGCUACUCCACCUAUGCCGGCCAGAGAGCUAUCGCCUCCGGCUGGGGAAAGACCUCCGAUGCAGCAGCCGGUGUUACCAACUACCUGCAGUAUCAGACCUACGAUAUUAUAUCCGUCGAUCAAUGCCAACGCACUUACGGCAGUGCAGUUGCCAGCAAGAAUGUUCUUUGCAUUGCCACCCCCAACAAGAGUUCCACUUGCCAGGGCGACUCUGGUGGCCCAUUGGUGUUGGUCAGCAACGGAGUUCUGGUUGGUGUUACCUCAUAUGUGUCUAGCGCUGGUUGCCAGUCUGGUGCUCCAUCUGGCUUCACACGUGUGACUAGCUACUUGGAUUGGAUCAGGAGCUACACUGGCAUUUACUAUGCAUAAAUUCACUUUCAACGAAAUUAUAACUCAAAAUAAAAUGCAAUUAUAAAAUAAC